Rana temporaria (common frog) is the source of this 1503-nucleotide messenger RNA. It is a transcript of the gene NKX3-2, whose product is annotated as NK3 homeobox 2. Gene Ontology annotation, molecular function: DNA-binding transcription factor activity, RNA polymerase II-specific; RNA polymerase II cis-regulatory region sequence-specific DNA binding. NCBI's taxonomy places the organism in Eukaryota, Metazoa, Chordata, Amphibia, Anura, Ranidae. Gene Ontology annotation, biological process: cell differentiation; regulation of transcription by RNA polymerase II. The coding region runs from base 6 to 848 and encodes 280 amino acids. Gene Ontology annotation, cellular component: nucleus. The record is from RefSeq and is a predicted model, not a curated record. The transcript has 2 exons.
UGCAGAUGGCUGUGAGGAGCUCCGGCACCCUGACCUCCUUCUCCAUCCAGGCCAUCCUGAACAAGAAGGAGGACCGAGGGGCCACCUACCCCAGGCUGGGCCGCCUGAUCCCCGCCAGCGGCAGCCCCACCACCCCCGCCUGUUGCUGGAGGCUGUUCGGGGAGGUGGAGGCCAGAGGACUGGCAGGGAAGGAGCAGGCUGGAUGGGACUCGGACUCUGCUCUCAGUGAGGAGGGGGACCCGGGGAGGCCGGUGGAGGGAAGCCUGAGGAUGGAGGGAUCGGGGGUGAGGCCCCUGGAGGCCAGACCGAAGAAGGAGGAAGAAGAGGAGACCCCGGGCUGCAGUGACUGUGAGAUCGCAGCCAGUGGCACAGAUCCCAGCCCCCCAGAUGAGGACCCCAAGUGUGACCAGCUCCUCCUGGAGGCCCCCAAGCAGAGGAAGAAGCGGUCCCGGGCCGCCUUCUCGCACGCUCAGGUCUUUGAGUUGGAGAGACGAUUUAACCACCAGCGAUACCUGUCCGGACCAGAACGGGCCGACCUGGCCGCCUCCCUGAAGCUGACGGAGACCCAGGUGAAGAUCUGGUUCCAGAACCGCCGCUACAAGACCAAACGACGGCAGAUGGCUGCAGACAUGAUGGCCACGGCCCCCGCCGCCAAGAAAGUGGCAGUGAAGGUCCUUGUGAGGGACGAUCAGAGACAGUACCAGCCUGGAGAGGUGCUGCGGCCGUCACUAGUCCCCCUACAGCCCCCAUACUAUUACCCCUACUAUUGUGCCCUGCCUGGCUGGACGCUAUCGGCUGCCGCAGCGGCCGCAGCAGCCGCGGCCGCCUGCACUGGAGGGACACCUUAAAGCAGCCGCUAUUUAUUCUACUCAUCACUGUCCGAAAUCAGGGGAGCUGGGGCUAUCCCCCUAAUCAGCCUGCUGACUACAUCACAAGAUCAAAGCAGACAGGCUUCCUCCAUGGUAUCCAUGCUGUUUGAACUAUGUAUAAGAUUUACAUAUUAUAACUACAUAUAUUUUUAUAGACUGGACUUGGUUGGGAACCAACAAAAGGUGCUAGCUGGGAAAUGAGUACCGAAUCAAGGACUGCCAGUCCCUAAAUGACUCUGUGGGUGCAACUAGUAGGAUCUGGGGGGUUCUGACAUUCCAAAAUCUUCCUGCCUAUUCCAAGUCUGAUGUUCCUUCCUUCAUCAGAAGGCCCUACCCCAUGGAGAUCUGAUACUGCCCCUAGCACUUUCCUACUAGAAAUCUGUAUUUUUUCAUAGCCAAUGUGAAGAUUGAUGGUAGGACAGAGUCUUCCUAAGAAUAGCCUGAGUGCCUGGCCUGCUUUGUGGAGAUGAUCCUGUAGAGGUGGCCUGCAGCAGAGGGCUCCAGAAUGCUCUUGUUGUCAAUGUUUUAUUUUUCGUUUUUUUAAGAUGAUGUACGUUUCCCUCUAAUUUAUAAACUACAGUUGGAAAAACAAGACCUUCUUGUGAUUUAUUCUAUAAUAAACUGUUUUUUUUUU